AUGGACGCCGUCGCCGCCCACAGCUGCCACCUCCUCCAGCAGCUGCAGGAGCAGCGGAUCCAGGGCCUGCUGUGUGACUGCAUGCUGGUGGUGCGAGGCGUCUGCUUCAAGGCGCACAAGAACGUCCUCGCAGCCUUCAGCCAGUACUUCAGGGGCCUCUUUCAGAACUCCUCGGGCCAGAAGAGCGAUGUGUUCCACCUGGACCUCAAGAAUGUGAGCGGCAUUGGCCACAUCCUGGACUUCAUGUACACCUCCCGCCUGGACCUCACCGCGGACAACGUCCAGGUCAUGCUGGACAUCGCGCAGUGCUUGCAGGUGCAGAACGUCCUGACUCUCUGUCACAGGUUCCUGAGGGCCACCUCCACGGAGGCCGGCUGUGCCAGCAGCGAGGCGCACCCCGCCCCACACCUGCCCGAGAGCCCCUGGGAUGCUCGGCCCAGGAAGGCCCCCGAGGAGCCCCCCGGGAAGACCCUCGAUCCUUUAGACGGCAGUCUCCCGGCGCUGCCUCUCAGGCAGCCCAAUUACCAUCAUAAGCUGAGGAACUUCUACAGUAAGCAGUACCACCGGCAGGCCGCCUGCCCCACUCCCAAACACCCUGCAGAGCCCCCCUCCACUCCCAGCGCCCCUGAACACCCCCCGAGCACUGCUAGUCACCCCGAGUGCGUCCUGGAAGCCCCAGAGCAGCUGCCCUCCAACUUCCUAGCCCAGCCUCUGAGCGAGUCCACCCCCGAGCCUGACCGCGAGGGCCCGCAGCCGACCAGGCCCAUGAGGCUCAAGAAGGCUGUCCACCUGAGGAGACUGAACCUCCUCCGGUCACAGAAACCUGCAGAGCAGACGUCCGAGCCCGGUGCCCGCGACGGCGGAGCGGGGCGCAUGGGGCCUGCCAGCCCAGGAGACGCGGUAGAGCAGACUGACAGCCACAGGUCCCAGGGACGGGAGAGUGAGGAGCCCACCAGCCUGGAGAGUCUCAGGUGCGUGAGUGAAACGGAGAGGCCUGAAGACCCCACUGCUGCUGCGUGCGAAGACCCAUCGCAGGCCCUGCAGCCGCAGAGACAGUACGCCUGUGAGCUGUGUGGCAAGCCCUUCAAACACCCCAGCAAUCUGGAGCUGCACCGACGGUCUCACACAGGUGAGAAACCUUUUGAGUGUAACAUUUGUGGGAAACAUUUCUCUCAGGCAGGGAACCUGCAGACCCACCUGCGCCGCCACUCUGGGGAGAAGCCCUACAUCUGCGAGAUCUGUGGGAAGAGGUUCGCCGCCUCUGGGGACGUCCAGCGUCACAUCAUCAUCCACUCGGGAGAGAAGCCCCACCUGUGUGACAUCUGCGGCCGAGGGUUCAGUAACUUCAGCAACCUUAAGGAGCACAAGAAGACGCACACGGCCGACAAGGUGUUCACCUGCGAUGAGUGCGGCAAGUCCUUCAACAUGCAGAGGAAGCUGGUCAAGCACCGCGUCCGCCACACGGGCGAGCGGCCCUACAGCUGCGCGGCCUGCGGCAGGAGUUUCGGGGGCUCGGGGGACCUGCGGCGACACGUGCGUGCACACACGGGCGAGAAGCCGUACAGCUGCGAGGUCUGCGGCAAGUGCUUCACACGCUCGGCUGUGCUGCGGCGACACUGCAGGACACACGGCCGGGCCGACGCCGAUGACACAACCGAGGCCCUUGAGCUGGAGGCCGCUGCCCCAGGCCCACCCAGCAAAGCCCCCGGCGCCCCUAACCCCCGAGCCCCUGCCAAUGACUCAGUAGGUGCCCUCGACGGCCCUUCCACUGGCCCCUUUGAGAAGCUGCGGGCCCCCACCCAGCCUCCCGCCGGCGACCAGGACAAGCUGGUCUUGGCCCCCGUUAAGCUCCCCAAGCCCCCCACGCAGCCGUCCACACACCCAGCAUACGCCUAUGCUGACGCAGAGGCCUCUGAGGACAGUAUGUCCAUCAUCCGCUCAUCCCUGGCCGCCUUGGACCAUCCCAGCGGGGACACGCCGGGCAGCCGGGCUGUGCCCACGGCCUACAGGACCUCGGAGGGCCAGUUCUUCUCUAGCAUGACACUCUGGGGGCUGGCCAUGAAGACACUGCAGAAUGAAAACGAGCUGGACCAGUGA
This is a messenger RNA of Elephantulus edwardii (Cape elephant shrew), 2097 nucleotides long. RefSeq names its product zinc finger and BTB domain containing 49 (gene ZBTB49). Gene Ontology annotation, biological process: regulation of transcription by RNA polymerase II. The coding region runs from base 1 to 2097 and encodes 698 amino acids. The transcript is spliced from 7 exons. Gene Ontology annotation, molecular function: protein binding; RNA polymerase II cis-regulatory region sequence-specific DNA binding; DNA-binding transcription factor activity, RNA polymerase II-specific. Lineage: Eukaryota; Metazoa; Chordata; Mammalia; Macroscelidea; Macroscelididae. Gene Ontology annotation, cellular component: nucleus. The record is from RefSeq and is a predicted model, not a curated record.